AUGCCUCUCCCCUACCGACCACAGCAAUCCAUUUUCCAACCAUCACAGCUUCUCGAUAUAUACUCGACUCGACCUUAUACAUCCUGGUCAGUUCAACAUUAUACAGCAAGACUCAGCACAAUGCAAAAAUAUCAAUGUACUUUCAGUUCUUCUAACGGCAAAGGCAAGCAACCAAUGCCACCUGGAAAGUCGCCUAGCAAGUCUCCCGGCAAGUCACGGCCCAUCCCUCGCGCACUUCCACCAAUCCCGCUCUGCAAGUGCCGCGAUCGUGUCGAGGAGCCAACCUUUGUACAGAGCGAGAGACUCGAAUGGCCUCUUCUCCGUCAGAAGAUCGAGCGUGUCUUCCCUCGCUCUUCAAACCCCAUCAUUCCUUGCGAGUGGGGCCACGAAGUGGUCAGACAAGACGCCAAUGGCAAUACCUGGGACCUUCACUACCUGAAACUCAAAGAAUGCAUCACUGCACCCUCGUAUAUGCCUGUUGCCCCUGAAGCCGCCCCUAAAGUGCUCUUGCGCGGUGAGAUGGCAACCAGAAUGUCUGAUGCCCUGGAAAGUGUGAUGAAUAUCCUGGAUCAGAUGCCCUACAACUGGAAGUAUGAUUCUAACACCAAGCUUCCCGUUCACGCUGAGGAGUUCCCUGCUUUUGAGAAUAAUUGCUCGAUGUGUGGUCUCCCUCGCAAGGACCCCAGAUACUUGCCUCCCAAGCCUCAGACUAGCCACAAGCUCAACCUUAAGCGCUAG
Molecule: messenger RNA, 738 nt
Organism: Aureobasidium melanogenum CBS 110374
Lineage: Eukaryota; Fungi; Ascomycota; Dothideomycetes; Dothideales; Saccotheciaceae
Exons: 1
Coding region: 1-738 (245 amino acids)
Source: RefSeq, a predicted model, not a curated record